This is a messenger RNA of Thamnophis sirtalis, 738 nucleotides long. The record is from RefSeq and is a predicted model, not a curated record. Lineage: Eukaryota; Metazoa; Chordata; Lepidosauria; Squamata; Natricidae.
AUGGGGGUGGAUGGCAUGUAUGAGAAGAGCAGAAUGCUGAAUAUACAAAACAGCACAUGGAGUAGUCGUCAGGAGUGGUACCAAGACAGUUUGGUGACAGGACAACUCAACCCUGACAGCUGUCAGCAGCUAGAAAGUAGCUUGGAUUCUGAGCACCCCCAAGGUGGUGGCAGCCAAGACCUAGAUGACUCUCAAAUCCAUUUGCAGCUGAAGCGCAAAUUGCAGAGAAACAGAACUUCUUUCACACAAGAGCAAAUAGAGGCAUUGGAGAAAGAAUUUGAGCGUACUCACUACCCUGAUGUCUUUGCCCGUGAACGCUUGGCAGCAAAAAUCGAUCUUCCCGAAGCCCGGAUCCAGGUCUGGUUCUCCAACCGUCGAGCUAAAUGGCGUCGGGAAGAGAAACUGCGGAACCAGAGGCGCCAAGCAGGUGGCACUGGGGGGCACCUGAUCAUAAACAGCACUUUUGGCACUGUAGGCAGUGCUGUCUACCAGUCACUCCCUCAGCCUAUAGGGUCAGGUGCUAUGCUGGGCCAUACAGAAAGUGUCCUCAGCAACAACUAUGGUUCCCUUCCACCUUUAGCUCCCUUCUCUAUGGCCAACAACAGCCUCCCUAUUCAGGUGAGCUUAAAAGGAACAACAGAAGUCUUGAAUGGGUUGAUUUCUCCAGGAGUGUCAGUUCCUGUACAAGUCCCAGGUGGGGAUUCUGAUCUUGCCCAGUAUUGGCCACGACUGCAAUGA